Molecule: messenger RNA, 890 nt
Organism: Cuscuta campestris
Lineage: Eukaryota; Viridiplantae; Streptophyta; Magnoliopsida; Solanales; Convolvulaceae
Source: the annotation of a GenBank genome assembly
ACCUCAAUAUAUCCAUCUACGGGGGAAAACUACGCAGACGAAGAGGGAGAGAAGAAAUAUAGAGAAUGCUGCAUAUGCAUCGCUCUGCAUCUUCCCUUCCAUGCCCGUACUCUCCGAGACCAACACUGUUAACCUUCUUUCCAUCUCAACUGUGCUUCAACUUGAGAGCCAGGAAGGAGCAGAAGCUCUCUGUGUCGUGUGACUUCUCCUGUUUCCAAAGUGGGGGUUGGCCUGUGGAACCCUCGGGUCCGAAGCUAUCCUGGCCUCUUGGGUUGAAGGACUCGGAAUUCUCACUAAAACGGAUCAUAAUGCUUGAACUUAAGUCCUCUGGUUUUUGCGAGGGUGUAGGACAUGGGGGAGGGUAUGAUAGGGCCAGGCCCGGGUAUAACAACCACUGUACUAAAGAGGACGAUAGUGAUGGUGCUCGUGAUCAUGAUAGCAUUCCCUGGCUGUUGUGUAUGGCUAAACCGAGUGAACUGGCAAUAAAAACAAGGAUCAGGUUUUAACCAAUGUUCUAGAGGGUUUAUCUUUUAUUAGGUGCUCACAGAUUAUAGUUACAUGAUUGGGUAUUUAUAAGAUAUAAACUAGGGUUAACAACUUGCUAAACAAGAAACAACUAAUGGGCCCUUUAAUUAAUAACUAAAACCGGCCCCCCAUGUUUCUUCCCUUUAGCCGACCAGGCUUAAAGCCCACAGCUCUAAAGCCUUCACCGAAUAACCCAACAAUCUCCCACUUGAAGGAUUUCGCAUAGACACAAAUGCCAUCCAAGUAAACCCAUCAUGAGUAACUCAGUAAUCUUCACUGCCAAGUCCUCCAAGCCUCCAGUUCCCAAGAACAAGCUAAGACUCCAGUUAUAUCCCCUAGUUGCAACCACCCCCUUCAUUAAUAAC